ACUAAUUUAACUUUACUUAAACUUUCCGCGGACCAGUAUCCAGACUCCCGGUCUGGCUAUUGAUUUCUCUAUUUAACUCUCUCCCCUCCUCCCGUAUAAUUUCUUCAUCUUAUUCUUCUUCUUCCUUUUCCUCUCUUUCCUCCUUCUUCCUCCUAUAUUUUGUAUCUCCCUACCCCUAUAUCCCGUAUUCUCCUCCCUUCUUCAUCAUCGAUCCACCCGUCUUCCCCACUCGUCCCGCUUUUUAGACUAUGCCGCAACCGAACCUCUACGAACCCAUUCAGAUUGAUACCAGUGAUGAAGACUCCCUCUGCGAUGCCCAGUCCAUCGCCAACUCCAACCUCUCCCUCUCCUCUUCCGUGAGAGACUACUGCUACGAAAAUGGCCGUCGGUACCACGCCUACCGCCACGGCCAAUACCCCAUCCCCAACGACGAGGAAGAGCAGGACCGUCUAGCCCUCAUGCACCAUCUCUUCAAGCUCAUCACCGGCGGCGACCUCUACCGCGCCCCCAUUCGCGCCCUGCGCGAACCCCGCCGCAUCCUCGACAUCGGCACCGGCACCGGCGCCUGGGCCCUCGAGAUCGCAGAGGACUUCCCCCGCGCCGACGUCAUCGGCACCGACCUCAGUCCCAUCCAGCCCAACUGGGCCCCGCCCAACUGCACCUUCCACGUCGACGACGCAGAGAGCGACUGGACCUUCACCCCCGACGAGGCCUUUGACUACAUCCACGCCCGCAGUCUCGGCGGCGGCAUCGCCGACUGGCAGCUGCUGCUGCGUCAGGCGUACCAGCAUCUCAAGCCCGGCGGCUGGCUCGAGCUCCAGGAGUAUGAGACGUGGGUUCGUUCCGACGACGGUACCCACGAGCAGGCGACCAUGCUGCUGGAUUGGCAGCAGAAAUUGGACCAGAGUAGCCGCCAGUUUGGGAAACACAUGAACGUGGCGUCGCAUGUGGCGGAGUGGAUGCAGGAUGCUGGGUUUGUCAACGUGACGGACGAUGUUUAUAAGUGCCCGGUAGGCUCCUGGCCAAAGAGUCCCCGGUUAAAGGAGAUCGGACGGGUGGGCAAGUGCACCCUCUGGGAAGCCGUCGAGCCCUACACGUUGGCGCUGUUCACGCGGGUCAGGGGGUACACCUUUGAACAAUCCCAGGAAUACGUGGACAAGGUGCGGGGGGAGCUGCUCAAUGCGUCGUACCAUACUUAUGUCUUAUACCACUACGUGUAUGGGCAACGGCCUUUGGAUGGGUGAUAGCUGAGUUAUUCUGGUUACGAGUGACGAUAUGACGACAAUUUGGUAUAUUGGUAUUGGUAUUGG
Aspergillus campestris IBT 28561 is the source of this 1310-nucleotide messenger RNA. RefSeq names its product class I SAM-dependent methyltransferase. The coding region runs from base 249 to 1244 and encodes 331 amino acids. Gene Ontology annotation, molecular function: methyltransferase activity. The record is from RefSeq and is a predicted model, not a curated record. The transcript is spliced from 3 exons. Lineage: Eukaryota; Fungi; Ascomycota; Eurotiomycetes; Eurotiales; Aspergillaceae.